AAUGUUUGUUUUGAAUGAAGAGAAUAAGUUCGUAUUCGAAUGAAAUAAAGUAGCGGCAGCAGCAGCAGCAUCAUGUAUUCUUUCAAUUAUUUCCAACCAUAAAAUAGCGUAAUACAGAAAAAAAAAAAAAGAAGAUAAAAGGUACGCGUAAAGUGCAUUGAAAUGAAAAGUGAUCGUUGAUUGAGCGUGUGGGCACCUUUCCUAAGAAGAUGCACAUGUUGUGUUUGAUGUAAUUACGAAGCCAACGACCCUUUUAAGCUUGUUGGGUUGUUUCGUAGUACUACGUUAACAAUGGCGAAGCAGGUGGUUCCUCGUGAAUCUCACCCAUAUGCCUUUCAUGUCUCUGGUCCUCGCAACUUCACUUCCCUUAAUUGGAGGGACCUUAUCAUUUCCAGUUGGAAGGAUGCAAGUUAUAAGAGAACUGUCAUUGCCUGCUUUAUACAGGCAGUAUACUUGCUUGAGCUUGAUAGACAGGAGAAGAGAACACAGGAAAAUGCUCUUGCUCCAAAUUGGUGGAUUCCCUUCAAGUACAAGCUUAAACAAACACUAAUUGAUGAAAGAGAUGGAUCCAUUUUUGGUGCAAUUCUUGAAUGGGACAGAUCUGCUGCAUUGUCUGACUUAAUACCAAUGAGACCAAGUGGUGCCCCAAGAGCUAUCUUAGCACUCAGAGGAACAUUACUCAAAAGCCCUACAAUGAGAAGAGAUAUUGAAGAUGACCUCCGUUUUCUCACUUGGGAAAGCUUGAAGGGCUCUGUGAGGUUUAAAGUUGCUUUGGAGGUACUAAAGUCAAUUUGUGAUAAAUAUGGAAACAAAAAUGUAUGCAUUGCAGGGCACUCCUUGGGGGCUGGUUUUGCUCUUCAAGUGGGAAAGGAACUAGCAAAAGAAGGUACUUAUGUGGAGGCACAUUUGUUCAAUCCUCCUUCUGUUUCACUAGCCAUGAGUCUCAAAACUAUUGGAGAAAAGGCUGAGUUUGUGUGGAAUAGACUUAAAUCCAUGCUUCCUUUAAGUAGUGAAGCUCAAAUCAGCAAUGAUGGAAGCAAGACUUCAGGUGUUGGAUUGGAGAGUAAGAUGGCUCAGUUAUCUGGUUCUGGUUUGGGGGUGGCAAAAUUCGUUCCUUAUUUGUAUGUUAACAAUGGUGACUAUAUAUGUUGCUCUUACAAUGAUGGUGGUGGCACAAAGGUAAAUGUCGGAAGUACAAAUGCACAGGUUGCAGCAAGGUUGUUUGUUGUCUCUAAGGAGAAACAAAAAUUUCUUGAGGCUCAUGGUCUUGAACAAUGGUGGUCAAGUGAUGCAGAACUUCAGCAGGUUAUCUAUAAUAGCAAACUCAUAAGCAGACAGCUUAGAUCUUUAUACACUGUUACUCCUUCCCAAGUUAACUCAUAAGCAAGUGCUGAAAUGUAAUCUAAAAUAAAACAAACGAUAUUUCAUAUUUGUCAAAAGCAUCGUGAGAAUCGAUCAAAAUGGUUACGAAAUCCUCAAAAAGAGUUUAUUUUCUAA
This is a messenger RNA of Cajanus cajan (pigeon pea), 1497 nucleotides long. Its product is annotated as GDSL esterase/lipase At4g10955. Lineage: Eukaryota; Viridiplantae; Streptophyta; Magnoliopsida; Fabales; Fabaceae. The record is from RefSeq and is a predicted model, not a curated record.